This is a messenger RNA of Aspergillus versicolor CBS 583.65, 1377 nucleotides long. RefSeq lists its product as uncharacterized. Gene Ontology annotation, biological process: tricarboxylic acid cycle. Gene Ontology annotation, cellular component: oxoglutarate dehydrogenase complex. Gene Ontology annotation, molecular function: dihydrolipoyllysine-residue succinyltransferase activity. NCBI's taxonomy places the organism in Eukaryota, Fungi, Ascomycota, Eurotiomycetes, Eurotiales, Aspergillaceae. The record is from RefSeq and is a predicted model, not a curated record. The transcript has 4 exons. The coding region runs from base 1 to 1377 and encodes 458 amino acids.
AUGAUACGACCGUCAUACUUGCGUUCUCUCGCCCAUAUCCGCCGACGACUCGGGCUCGUCCCAUCGCCGCCAUGCCGGGCAUAUUCCCAUCGCACGCGCACGAUACAAUCAUCAAGAUCUCUCCCCUUCCCCCACAAGGUAACAUUAUUACCAUUCCGCCCAUUCAGCGUUUCCUCUGCACAAUAUGACUCGAACUCCUCACCCAAUACCAUCGUCCGCGUCCCGCCAAUGGCCGAGUCCAUUACCGAGGGCACACUGGGUCAGUUCAACAAGGCCGUUGGGGAUUUCAUUGAGGCAGACGAAGAGCUCGCGUCCAUUCAGACGGAUAAGAUUGAUGUCUCGGUGAAUGCCCCGCGGAAGGGGGUUAUUACCAAGCUGCUUGUUGCCGAGGGCGAUGCUGUUGUGGUUGAUCAGGAGAUUGCGGAAGUUGGGCCAGGGGAUGCAUAUUCCAAAGAAGAUGCAAAGGACCGGGACGAGGCGUCGCAGGUGUCGGAGAAGAGUAGCUCUAAGGAUAAUAUUGAGGAGACCAUGGAGCCUUCUACACACCGGCAGUCAGCGUCUUCAACGGCAGAGAGAGAGGACUCUCAGCCGAGUGUGCGUACACAGGUUGAAGAGCCCGCGCUGAUGUCUCUCGCACCAGCUGAGAAUCCCGAAGGGCUCGGAGAGACGCAGCCGAGUCGGGCAGAGGAAGUGGUAAAAAUGACACGCAUGCGCCAAACAACCGCAAAACGUCUAAAGGAGUCGCAGAAUACUGCCGCUUUCUUAACAACCUUUAACGAAGUCGACAUGUCGCGACUCAUAAACUUCCGGAAGAAGAACAAGGACGGAGUGCUCGAGAAACACGGAGUCAAGCUGGGCUUCAUGGGGCCUAUGACGAGGGCAUCAGCGCUUGCAUUGAAAGAGAUUCCCGCGGUUAAUGCGUCUAUUGAGGGUGGAGAUACAAUUGUUUAUCGCGACUACGUAGACCUAAGUGUUGCCGCAGCGGUUCCCAAGGGUCUUGUUACGCCUGUGCUUAGGAAUGUUGAGAGUAUGAGUAUUUCAGAGAUUGAGAGAGGGAUUGCGGGCUUGGUCAAAAAGGCUCGCGAUGGCAAGUUGACACUGAGCGAUCUCUCUGGUGGUACUUUUACGAUUAGCAACAGUGGCAUAUGGGGCUCGCUAUUUGGCACCCCAAUUAUCAAUUUGCCACAGACGGCUGUGCUCGGGACUUAUGGGAUCCAGGAUAGGCCGGUAGCUGUGGAUGGACGGGUUGAGAUUCGGCCGAUGAUGUAUAUUGCUUUGACAUAUGACCAUCGUAUCAUUGAUGGACGGGAAGCGGUGAUAUUCCUCAACCUGAUUAAAACGUAUCUGGAGGACCCAGAGCGCAUGUUGCUUGAGUAG